CACUUUUGUGGCAAAUGCCAUUUGCACACUUUCAAUAAUCCAAAACUAAUAUUUUGAAAUAAGAUAAAUCGACAGCGAAAGACAACGAAUAUGGAUGGUCAUUCGGAACCAGAAUCUCCCGGGAAUAGCGUCGGGGCAAUAAGCCUCAAAGGCUUUGAUAACUUCAAGGAAAUGACCAUUGGCAGGCCGAUCUGCAUUAUGCCGCCCCGACCAGGCACUGCGGUGAUGAACUACCAGGAGCUGUACAUACCACGCGACCAGCUGACCUCCGUCUUCUAUCCCAUCGAGGAGGCACAGCGCUGGCUCACAUUGGUCGACAAAAUGGGAAAGUCGCACCGCUUUCCCCUGCCGGCCAUUCUGCCGAAGGUGAUUCAGACGCGCUAUGUGCCCAAGCGGCAUCUGCCCAAGGACGUGGAGGUGGACCGUCGCCGGCGGCAGUAUCAGAAGAUCAAUCUCACCGAGGAACUCUUGCGGGCGGGCCUCACCGACGAGGUGCUGCAGCCGACCGAGGAGCAGUACAACGUGAUGUCGGAGUUCGCCUUUCCGCACAAGUUCCCCCUGAGCUACUUCGAUGACAGCAACUAUGACAUCAAUUCGCCGGCGGCCUGGUUUGAGCUGGGCGUGGUCGGAGAGGCGCACUAUCCGCUGCCGGCGAAGGCGUACCUGCCGUUCAACCGGAGCCUGCUCAACUGCCAGUGGGUGUUGGCUUCCGUUUCGGCGUACAACGAAGAUGCGGACCUCUGGACGCUGCUCUCCCUGGAGGAUGGCUGCACCUACGAGGUGCCCAAGCUGCAGUUCAUGUUCCUCGCCGAGGAUCCGCACAAGUACAUCAGUCGGCUCAAGGCCGCCAUUCACGAGCGCUACAAGGGCGAGCAGCUGAUGCUGAUGGAGCUGAUCGUCGACUGUGUGCUGCACGAGGACAUCGAGUCGACGGUCUUCUACAGCUUCAAGCCCAUCGAGGCCGUGCUGCAGGCGGCCAAAGUGUCCGAGCAGUGCAAGCGACGCCUCCGGUCGGAGGUGAAUUUGGUCUUUGAGCGCCUGAUGGCUCUCUACGAGCUCGAACAGUUCAUCAUUAAGAUGCCCAAGGAGUUUCCCCAAUUCCGCAACAUUAAUCUCAAGGAGUUUCUGCCGCGCGACUUCCACAAUGACAUAUCCGCGCGGGAGCGGGCCGAGGUGCAGGCCCUGGGCAUCACCAUGACGACCAAGCGCUACGAUUACCUCAAAGCGAGUCUCUUUUACUGUGUGGGCGGCAUCGAGGCGAUGGCCGGUGUGGCCAUCGAGUGCCAGCACAUCGAGACCAUGUCCAUAUUCAUCUGCAACUUUAGCAAGCCCCUGGCACUGGUGGACUUUCUGCAGUCGCAGGAGGCGCACAGCGACAAUGUGGCCACCUAUCUGAAGGUGUACUGGCCCCAGCAGCUGACCUCGGUCAUCACCGUGGUGCUGCGGGCGCUGGGCAAGGGCUAUCUGGACAUUUCACUGCACCAAUGGACCGUGUAUCUGAUGUGCAAGAUCUCCACGUUCAUACUGCAGGUGAAGUUCCGCAUGCAGGAGUCCAUGGAGGUGCUGCUGGAGACAUCGCUGAUGAACUUCUCGCACUUUGUCUGCGAUCCCUGCCUGCAAUUCCUCAAGCUCAAGUCCAACUACAAGUGGACCAGCAACUACAUUGACACGGAGUUUCCCUUCCACAAGCCCGUCUUUGCCAUGACCCUGGGCAUCAAUGAGGAGCGCAAGGUGUUCUACUCCACCGAUCCCGAUGAGUUCCAGCCCUCGCUGAUGGACAUCUACAAGCGGGGACUGGAGAAGACCUCGGGCGUGCGCAUGAUUGACGCGUCGGUGAUGACCUUCCUGAAAUUCGCACCCAAUCUGUAUAUACUGACGGUGGAGCUGAUUGAGGAUAAGUUUCUGAUCGAGAACGAGCUGAUGCGGCAGUGCUAUGCCAAGGCGGUGCUGCCGCUCAAGGCGUACGCGCGCAUGUACGAGAGAUUCAUUGAUUUCUAUCUGAUGAACGUCAACCAUUAUAUGGUGAGCUAUGCGGCGGCCAAGAAGCCCUCCUCGGAGGUCAAGCGGGACAUACUCGAGCACAAGCGCCUGAAGGAGGAGCUGCGUGUGAUACUGCCCGCCUUCAUUACCAUCGGACCCUUCUACAUCAACGUGGACACGCUGAAGCAGUUCCUCAUCAAGAAGCGCAUCGAUGUGGUGCGUCGCAUUUUCGAGUACUACGUGGAUCGCAUGUUCGAGACGAACGAACUGCUGCUCGAACGCUGCCUGGAGGUGUUCAACAAGAUUGCCGAGCGACCCAUCAGCAUCGAGCAUUUGUACAGCAUUCGGGACUUUGCGGCCACGGUGCCCGAUGUGGUCGAGCAGCUGCGCGCCGACAUACAGAUCAUGUGGCUGGAGUACGAUCUGCUGGACAGUUUCUUCUACAAUUUGAGCGAUCAUCAGUUUGCCAUGAAGUGGAACGUGUACGCCUGGCCGCACCAGAUCCUGGUGCGUCUCUCCACCCUCAAGGAGGAGCAGAAGAUCGACAUUGAGGAGUUCCUGCGCCAGCAUGCCAGCGAGUGUCAGGCGUUUGAGGAGCGUCUCGAGUCGCUCAACGAUGAGAUUCAGGCCUUCUCCCUGGUCUUCAAUACGAAUCGCGCCCAGGAGACAUCGGUGGACAUCAAGAAGACCUGGGCACUGAUCAAAGAGCUGCAAAAGGUCAGCCAGACGUUGCAGUAUCGCCAGAUGCUGUUCGAGCUGGAACCUCUCUCAGUGGAGUUUCUCCAGAGCAUCAUCGAGAGCUUUUCGCCGUACAAGCAGCUGUGGUACGCCUGCUCCAACUUCCUCAAGCUGGAGGAGGCCACGCUGGGCAAUCCGAUAGCCCAAGUGGAGCUGGAGGAGGUGUGGAACAACCUGGAGGAGUUGCGCGGCGAGCUCAAGGAGUCCAUGGUCAUAUUCAACGAGAAGCCCGAGAUUAUGGAGGUGGCCCGCGUAUUUAUAGGCAAAAUCGACGAAUUUGUGCCCGUCUACAACAGCAUCAGGGAUCUGCGCAACGAGAACUGGAUGUACGUGCACUGGGUGGAGCUGAGCCAGGUGGUUGGCACGGAGAUCAAGUACACCAUUUCGAUGAACUAUCAGUAUCUGAUGCGCAAGGGCAUCCUCGAUUUUCUGCCGCAGGUGCAUUACAUCUCGGUGAAGGCGGACAACGAGGCCGAGAGUCUGCGCGCAGCGCUCGAGGAGGAGGAGCGCCAGAGGCAGGCCGAGCUGGAUGCCAUUCUGCUGCGCAAACAGUUGCGCAAGUGCCGCAGGGAUAUACUCUAAGCUUUACUUGUUGCUCUUUUACAAAUGUUUAUCUAAAUUAAAUAUUCCCUCAUCGCCA
This is a messenger RNA of Drosophila obscura, 3358 nucleotides long. It is a transcript of the gene sac, whose product is annotated as dynein heavy chain 1, axonemal. The coding region runs from base 91 to 3300 and encodes 1069 amino acids. The record is from RefSeq and is a predicted model, not a curated record. Lineage: Eukaryota; Metazoa; Arthropoda; Insecta; Diptera; Drosophilidae. Gene Ontology annotation, molecular function: dynein light intermediate chain binding; dynein intermediate chain binding; minus-end-directed microtubule motor activity. Gene Ontology annotation, biological process: microtubule-based movement. The transcript has a single exon. Gene Ontology annotation, cellular component: dynein complex.